AUGUUUGAUCCCCGAUUCUUCAACAUGUCUCCAAAAGAAGCAGCGCAAACUGAUCCCCAGCAACGCCUGGCGCUCGUGACUGCAUACGAAGCUUUGGAGAUGGCGGGAUACGUUCCAAACAGUACCCCAUCUACACAAUUAGAUCGGAUUGGCACGUUUUACGGCCAAACGACAGAUGACUAUAAAGAUUUGAAUACAUCUCAAGAUAUCGAUACCUAUUAUGUUUCCAGCGUCAUAAGAGCUUUUGGACCGGGUCGAGUUUCCCGGAGUAACCAAUUGGGUGGACCGAGUGUCAGUGUCGAUACGGCUUKUUCAUCAAGUGCGAUGGCCCUGAAUAUAGCCUGCACUUCUAUCUGGAGCCAAGAAUGUGACACAGCAGUAGUUGGAGGCAUGUUGCUUUUGGGCAGUCCAGAAAUGUAUGCUGGUCUGAGUAAGGGCCAUUUCAUAUCGGAAACAGGUCCCUGUAAGACAUUUGAUGAUGCCGCCGAUGGUUAUUGCAGAGGAGAGUCUGUGGCUAGUAUUGUGAUAAAGAGGUUAGACGCUGCCAAAGCUGACAAUGAUAACAUACUCGCUGUUAUCCUGGGAGCCGGGACUAAUUACUCAGCUUAUGCUGCAUCAAUAACCCAGCCACAUGGCCCGACGCAAGAAAUGUUAUAUAGGAAAGUGCUCAAUCAAGCCGGCCUUCAUCCCUUUGACGUUGACUAUGUCGAAAUGCAUGGUACUGGGACUCAGCUAGGUGAUGCAGUUGAAAUGAGCUCCGUUAGCAACGUCUUUGCUCCAGUUUCACCAAGACGCCCUGCAGAUAAACCCCUCCUUGUUGGCACUGUAAAGCCCAAUAUUGGUCAUGGAGAAUCCGCCUCAGGAAUAACUUCACUAAUUAAGGCGCUACUCAUUCUUCGAGAACAACAAGUUCCUCCUCACAUUGGUAUCAAAAGCGGAGUUCUCAACCACACGUUCACGGAUUUACAGAGACGCAACGUUCACAUUCCCCAAAAGACUACAGCGUUCCCCAAGAACAGCUCUCGAAAGCGUCGACUCAUGAUCAAUAAUUUUGGUGCCGCAGGAGGGAACUCUGCCUUUAUCUUGGAGGAAGGUCCAACAUAUGAGAGUCGCCGUAUUGUUGAUUCAAGACUGGAUCAUGUUAUCAGCAUUACGGCUAAAACAGCCUCAUCACUUCAACGAAACAUCGAUAAUCUCAUUUCGUAUCUAGAACAAUAUCCUGAAGUGUCAUUGUCGGAUCUCUCUUAUACCACAACAGCCCGUCGCGUGCAACAUCCUCUUCGAGUGUCGGCAAUUGCCUCUAACGUUACUGAGCUCAGGGCACGCUUGGUUCAACUUUCGGAAACUGGGGUCUCCAAACCAGCUGGCGCUAAAUUGCCUGGUGUUGCCUUUACAUUUACCGGCCAGGGAUCAGUAUACCUGUCACUGGGACAGCAGUUGUUUGAGACUAGCAGUCAGUUUCGAGCUGAUCUGAUACGUUUCGAUCAGAUUAGCCAGGGAUAUGAUUUUAGAACUUUCCUACCUGUAAUCGAUGGGAGCGCUCUUGAUCUAGAAAAUCUUUCGCCUGCUCAAACGCAGCUGGCACUGGUCUCUAUUCAGAUUGCUCUGACCCGUUUAUGGGCAUCAUGGGGUAUCACGCCAAAUCUCGUCCUUGGACACAGUCUUGGAGAGUACGCUGCUCUUUGCGUGAGCGGAGUCCUAUCUAUUUCUGACACUUUAUACCUUGUUGGUACUCGAGCUUCUUUUCUGGAGACCCUCUGCACGAAAAAUACCCAUUCGAUGCUCGCCAUUCAUUCCACCCUUGAUAAUGUCAAGUCAGCAGCUGGUGAUAAACUAGGUCGACUCGAAUUGGCUUGCGUGAAUGGACCCGAAGAUAUUGUGCUAAGUGGGCUAAUCGAAGAUAUCCAAGAAUUGAGUCAGCAUCUCAAAAUGCACGGAUUUAAGUGUACAGUUCUGAAGGUACCAUUCGCGUUUCAUUCAUCGCAAACAGACCCCAUACUCGAUUCGUUUGAGAAAGCUGCACAGUCUGUCAGAUUCCUAAGACCAGAAAUUCCGGUUGUUUCAACAUUGCUUGGUCAAGUUGUUGAUGAAACAGAUGUUUUCGGUCCAUCGUAUCUACGACGACAUGCACGGGAGCCUGUCAACUUUGACGGAGCAAUUCGACAAUCUUGCCUGGAUGGUUUGGUAGACACCCAAACUCUGUGGUUAGAGAUUGGACCAGAGCCUGUUUGUCUCGCGAUGGUUAAAAGCAUACUAGGUGGUGAAGUAAAAGCCUUCCCAACACUUCGCAAAAGCGAGAACCCUUGGAAGACGUCUGCAAAGACAGUAUCUGCACUUCAUUCUCUUGGAUUUGAUAUUACUUGGAAAGAAUAUCAUCGUGACUUCGAAAGCGGACAACGUCUCUUACAUCUUCCUUCCUAUGCAUUUGAUGAAAAAAACUACUGGAUUGACUAUAAGAAUGACUGGCUGUUACAUAAGGGCAAGGACGUUGUCGAGAACAAGGAAGCUCCGAGAAUUCGAUCCGGCCCGGCUACGACAACUAUCCAAAAUUUGAUUACAGAAGAGGUCAAGGAUGGGAAAGCUUUUAUUGUCUUUGAGUCUGACAUGUCCGAACCCAAGUUAAAUGCCUUGAUUGCAGGGCACAGUUUGAACGGACUCGCUCUUUGCCCUUCGGGUGUGUUUGCAGACAUGGCUUUAACCGUGGGAGACUAUAUUCGACAAAAGCACCAGGACAAGCUACCUGUAUCCUCAGGAUACAACAUUGUGGAUAUGCAGAUCGUGAAACCUGUGACUAUUACAGUUCCACGAGUUGAAACCCCCGAGCUUCUUAGGAUAAGCGGCACGGCAGAUUUUCAAAAAGGCAUUGUCGAAGUUGCAUUUGGCUCAUAUUCUUCCCAAACUGGAAAAACAGACCAAAAUGCAAAAUGUAUAGUGGAGUUUGGCGACGCUAAAUCAUGGCUGAAUCAGUGGUCAAGAAGCGCGUAUUUGAUACAGAAAAGGAUAGAAGAUCUCGAGAGAGGGGUCAAAAUCGGCGACGUGGAUAAGCUCUUUGAGAAAACUAUCUACAGACUGUUUUCCGCCGUUGUUGAUUACGAUCCCAGAUACCAUGGAAUGAAAGAGGUCAUGAUUAACAGCAAUGAGUUAGAAGCGGUCGCACUGGUAAGGCUUUAUGAGGGCGCUGAUGCAGGCAAUUUUUUCUGUUCUCCUCUGUGGCUCGAUAAUCUCGCUCAACUGGCCGGCUUCAUAAUGAAUGGAGUCAACGUGGUCGAUCCGCGAAAGUUUGUUUAUAUCUCUCAUGGUUGGGGAACUUAUCAGCUCGCCGAUGUCAUAGACCCAGCGAAGCCAUACCACGUUCAUGUGAAGAUGCAUCCAGCUGAGAAAAACGUUGUGGCCGGCGAAGUCUCCAUAUUCCAGGGAAAUACCAUGAUUGGGCUUUGCAGCAGUAUCAAGUUUCAGAAGGUCCCUCGAUCGUUGAUGGAGAUGCUGCUAGCGCCGCCGUCCCAUCAUCAACAACAAUCAAACGCACAAGUCCCAAGUCACCGCAUACCAGCCUCAAGUGCUAAACAAGUACGAUUGGCCCCGGAAAGGAAGACAGUCAUAACGAAUUAUCCCUCUGCGAAAUCUACAGCAGGAGUCAAAUCAGUGGCUUUGGAGAUGAUCGCUCAAGAAAUAGGAGUCUCGGCAGUCGAAUUGGUUGAUAAUGCGACGUUCGUCGAAUUGGGCCUGGAUUCACUAAUGGCAUUGACUAUACUGUCUAAACUUCGGGAGUCGCUACAAUUAGAUCUACCAUCUGACAUCUUUCAGGAGCUAACAACUAUCGCGGAGUUGAGGGAUUACUUGGAAAAAUUCGAAAACGCGACUGAAGAUGAUGUAAACACUCCGAGCAGCGAUUCCAUGUCGCCGAUUUUGGCCACUCCGGAGCCCUCAUUUGAGGAUGAGACCACCAUCGCAGGUGACAUACUAAACUCUGUCUACUCAAUUAUGGCAGAUCAGAUCGGAAUUGAAGUAGAAGAGCUCUUGGCUGUUGACGAUCUCUCUUCUCUCGGACUGGACUCACUGAUGAGUCUCAGCAUUCAAGGAAGCAUCCAGGAAGAACUCAGUCUCAAGUUAGACUUGCAACUAGAUGGAGCUGCAAAAUUGCCCACGUUGGAAAUUAUCCAAGAGGCUCUCGGCCUUUCGCCUGCAGUGCUAGAAACAGUGCCACAACCACAAACACCACCAAAUUCACACAAGGCUUCUAUUGGCCCGUCUGCUUCGACAUUAUUAUUACAAGGGAAGCCCAGCUCGAGUUCUAAAUAUCUAUUUAUAUUUCCAGAUGGUAGUGGAUCGGCAGCCGUAUACGCUAGACUGCCAGAAAUAGCUCCUGAUCUCGUGGUGUACGGCUUGAACAGCCCAUAUCUGAAGUCUGCCGACAAUUACACUUGUAGUGUCGAAGAUUUAGCUACAAUCAUGCUACAAGCAGUUCGAUCAAUUCAACCAGAUGGUCCAUACUCUCUCGCGGGCUGGUCAGCAGGGGGGAUGUACGCUUUUGAAGCAGCGCGACAACUCAUUCAGGCUGGUGAGAUAGUGUCGAAGCUUAUCCUCAUUGAUAGUCCCUGUCGAUCUAAAUAUGAGCCCAUGCCAGUCGACCUGCUGGACUUUAUCAUGUCUAGUACUAUACUAAAAGGUAUAAUUGAUAAGUCACCGCCGAAGAGAAUCGUUGACCAUUUCAAAUCAACCAUUCGUGCGCUCCAAAGUUACUCACCGAAGGCAAUAGACGCUUCUCGCACGCCUGAAGUGUUCGUCAUAUGGGCCGAAAGGGGAUUGAGUGAAGACUUGGAUGUUGGUGAAAGAGGGAAUGUGGACUGGAGUCGUGGAGUAGCGAACUGGUUGUUUCAACGCGAGGCAAACUCCGGGCCUCUGGGAUGGGAACAGUUGCUUCCUGGAGGUCCCAUUUCAGUGACUAAUGUGGCGGGCAACCAUUUCUCUAUGGUCAACCCAUCGAAUGGCCAAUCCUUAAGCCGAGCAAUUGCAGACGCAAUGCAAGGCGACUCGAGGGACAGGAAGCAGCAUCAUUGGAGGAUAUUCUAG
This is a messenger RNA of Talaromyces amestolkiae, 5070 nucleotides long. RefSeq lists its product as uncharacterized. Gene Ontology annotation, biological process: fatty acid biosynthetic process; secondary metabolite biosynthetic process. NCBI's taxonomy places the organism in Eukaryota, Fungi, Ascomycota, Eurotiomycetes, Eurotiales, Trichocomaceae. The record is from RefSeq and is a predicted model, not a curated record. Gene Ontology annotation, molecular function: phosphopantetheine binding; fatty acid synthase activity. Bases 1 to 5070 code for a protein of 1689 amino acids. The transcript has 5 exons.